CAAGAAUAUGUUUAUAAUUGUGUGCUUAAGUUGUUUCUGGUUUUAAAAAAAAAUUUACCGCAUUGGAACAGGAAUGACCAAAAGAAGACGAAAGUGAAGAAGAAAACAAGCAAUCCGCAGUUUAACGAAACAUUUUUUUUUGAGGUAACAAGGUCCAGCAGUUACACCAAAAAGUCCCAGUUCCAAGUGGAAGAAGAAGAUAUUGAGAAAUUGGAAGUCAGGGUGGACCUAUGGAACAAUGGAAAUUUGGUACAAGAUAUCUUCCUAGGAGAAAUUAAAGUUCCUGUGAAGGUGUUAAGAAAUGAUUCUUUUCAAGCAUGGUACUUACUUCAACCAAGAGAAAAUGGUAACAAGUCUUCUAAAACUGAUGAUUUGGGAUCACUUAGAUUAAAUAUUUGUUAUACUGAAGACUGCGUAUUUCCGUCUGAAUACUACGCUCCUCUGAGAAACUUGCUGCUAAAAUCCUCAGAUAUUCAGCCAAUUUCUGCAUCUGCUGCCUAUAUACUGUGUGAAGUUUGUCGAGACAAGUAUGAUGCUGUUCUGCCUCUUGUACGCUUGCUACUACACCACCAUAAGCUAGUUCCAUUUGUUGCUGCAGUGGCAGAACUAGAUCUGAAGGAUACUCAAGAAGCAAAUACAAUCUUCAGAGGGAACUCAUUAGCAACUCGCUGUGUAGAUGAAAUGAUGAAAAUAGUGGGAAAACACUACCUAAAGGUUACUUUGAAACCAGUUAUUGAUGAGAUAUGUGAGUCCCCUAAGCCCUGUGAAAUAGAUCCCAUCAAAUUAAGAGAAGGUGAUAAUGUAGAAACUAAUAUGGAAAAUCUACGCUAUUAUGUAGACAAAGUAUUCCGUGAAAUUGUGCGGUCAAGUAUAAGUUGCCCUACCCUAAUGUGUGAUGUUUUUUAUUCUUUGAGGCAUCUGGCUGCUAAAAGAUUUCCAAAUGACCCUCAUGUACAGUAUUCUGCAGUGAGCAGCUUUGUGUUCCUUCGUUUCUUUGCUGUAGCCGUAGUCUCACCUCAUACUUUUCAUUUACGACCUCACCAUCCAGAUGCACAGACCUCUAGAACAUUAACUCUCAUAUCAAAAGCCAUCCAGACUUUGGGGAGUUGGGGAAGUUUGACCAAAAGCAAACUUUCAAGUUUCAAGGAGACGUUUAUGUGCGAGUUUUUCAAAACAUUUCAAGAAGAGAAAUUCACUGAAUCUGUCAAAAAGUUCCUAGAUGAUGUUUCCUCUACUGAAAGUAAAGAACCAAGUGGUCUGAGUGAGCCCAUACAUCUAAAAGAAGGAGAAAUGUACAAAAGAGCUCAGGGAAGGACUCGGAUUGGUAAAAAGAACUUCAAGAAGCGAUGGUUCUGUCUGACAAGUAGAGAAUUCACCUACCACAAACAGCAAGACAAGGAACCGAUUUUCACUAUUCCAAUCAAAAACAUUCUUGCAGUGGAGAAGCUUGAUGAGAGCUCCUUCAACAAGAAAAAUAUGUUUCAAGUACUACAUGGAGAAAAGCCACUCUAUAUCCAAGCAAAUAACUGUGUAGAAGCUAGUGAGUGGAUAGAAGCUCUCUGUCGAGUAACAAGAUGCAACCAGAAGAGACUUAGUUUUUACCACCCUUCGGCUUUUUUGAAUGGCAACUGGCUUUGCUGCAAGGCUACAGUAGAAAACACAGUGGGCUGUGCUCGUUGCACUGCAGAUGUUCCUGCUGAUACUCAAAUUGAGAUUGAUGGAGACAGAGAGACGGAAAGAAUUUACUCACUUUUCACCAUCAACAUGUCUAAACUUCAGAAACUGGAAGAGGCUUGUGGAAGCAUAGCUGUCUAUCAGGGUCCACGGAAAGAACCAGAUGACUAUUCUAACUUCACAAUUGAAGAUUCUGUGGCAACUUUUCAUACACUUAAACAGAUAAUAGAUACAGUAGAAAAGCUGAAUGAAUCACAUGAAAAGUACCAAAAGAAGAGAUCGUCCAGUGCUGAAUAUGGUAGUGAAAAAAAUCCAAUUGGAAAGGUUUCCUAACCAAAACCAACUAUGGCACACUUGGAUACAAAAGAAACUGGAAACAUUCUCAAGUGUUCUGUUCUUUUGUUUUGUUUCAUUUUGCAGUUCAUUAUGUGCAUUUUCACAAAGUAUUUAAAAAUGAAAUAGAUGCUAGUUGUGUUGACAAUCUAUUUAAUAUUUAACAGAAAGCUAGCUACUUGGAAAUCUGGUCUUUUAAAGUUUAUUCUCAUUUUGCUGAGGAACUUGAAGUUCCAGGUUCUAAAAGUAACAAAUGUGAAUAAAUCUAAGAGUUGUUUGCUGUUUUAGGACAGAAUUUUCUAAACAAAUAAGCUUUUUAAUGGAAGAAAAUCAACGUGACGUUUGUUGGUUAUACUGCAUCUCCUAAUGCAUGUACUGCAGACUUGUGUGAGUUUACCAUGAGUGCCUGCCCUGCUGAUAACAAUCUUUAAAUAGAAAUCCCAAGAUACUCUGUCAUAGAAAAGAUCUGAAGUUUCACACUCAAGUCAUUUGACAUUCUUUUUUUUCUUAUGUUAGGUGUUGUCAGAACUUGGUUUAACUACAGCUGUAUGUUGCAAAUAAUCUGGACAGCAGACACCAGAGUUUAGGUUUUGUUGCUUUUUAAGUACUGAAGAAGAAAUCAGGGAACUUUUAUUAUGCCUCCUGUUUACAUUUGGAGUGAGUAGUAUCUGGAGUGACAUGAGACCACUAUCAAUUUCCUCUGGGGUACUUUUUUUAAGGUACAUAUUUUUUUUUUCUAAUCUGAAAACAAAUGCAGGGUAGCAGUAUUCUUCAUAAAUAAGUUUGCCUACAGAUAAAACAAACAAACUCAAAUGUGAACUGAUUAUGGUUAAGUACCAAUCAAUCUAUAUCAUCCCGUUCAUGGUUUUUUGAUUUAAAAAAUAAAAAAAAUAAGCUAGGUUCAGUUCAUCAUUUGAUUACAAAUCUAAUAAAUAAUCUCUAUUAUAAUCACUCAAAGCACUUUAGAUAUCUGGACUAUCCCAGAUUAUUUUUAGAUACUUUGUAGUAUCUGCUUGUUAUGAUCAGUUCAAUGAUCAACAUUGUUU
Messenger RNA from Meleagris gallopavo (turkey), 3053 nucleotides. The record is from RefSeq and is a predicted model, not a curated record. NCBI's taxonomy places the organism in Eukaryota, Metazoa, Chordata, Aves, Galliformes, Phasianidae.